This is a messenger RNA of Guillardia theta CCMP2712, 604 nucleotides long. RefSeq lists its product as hypothetical. Gene Ontology annotation, biological process: cellular response to oxidative stress; hydrogen peroxide catabolic process; cell redox homeostasis. The coding region runs from base 22 to 501 and encodes 159 amino acids. Lineage: Eukaryota; Cryptophyceae; Pyrenomonadales; Geminigeraceae. Gene Ontology annotation, molecular function: thioredoxin peroxidase activity. The record is from RefSeq and is a predicted model, not a curated record. The transcript has 2 exons. Gene Ontology annotation, cellular component: cytoplasm.
AGGAGCGCAAACACAUCAGCAAUGGAAGGACAAGUGCUAGACGGGAGCAUCGAGAUUGCAUGGCGGGAAGGAGGAGAAACGAAGAAGGAAACGAUCUCCUCUCUGUUCAAGGGCAAGAGAUCUGUACUCUUUGCUGUCCCUGGAGCUUUCACCCCUACGUGUAGCGAGAAACAUCUCCCCGGUUUCAUCGCCCAAUCGGAUGAAUUCAAGCAGUCGGGCGUGGAUCUCAUUGUUUGCUUGAGUGUGAAUGACCCUUUUGUCAUGGCUGCUUGGGCGGAGCAGCAAGGAGCAGGCGAUAAAGUGAAGCUUGUUGCCGAUGGGAAUGGUACCUUCAGUAAGUCAGUGGGGCAACUUUCAGACAAGACGGCACACAACAUGGGAAUGAGAUCCGAGAGAUAUGCGAUAGUCAUCGAUUCCGACCUCAAAGUUGAGUAUUUCGCGAAGGGUGAUGGCUCAUUUGCUGGCCCUGUGCUGGAGUUUCUCCGAUCAUCCAAGAAGUAACGGAACAAACCUUGUACAAAUACCAUCUUGGGGUUGAAGACUUGCCAUAAAAAACAAGGGUGGUGCAUAACGGUGAUCUGAAUAAACUCGACAUUUUUGAAAU